Molecule: messenger RNA, 231 nt
Organism: Histoplasma capsulatum G186AR
Lineage: Eukaryota; Fungi; Ascomycota; Eurotiomycetes; Onygenales; Ajellomycetaceae
Product: NADH-ubiquinone oxidoreductase
Exons: 2
Coding region: 1-231 (76 amino acids)
Source: RefSeq, a predicted model, not a curated record
AUGUCCGCACCGCAAUUCUGGUCGACGCCAUUCCGAUACAUGCGAUGGGCAGCGCAUGAGAAACCUGCCAUCUUCUUCAGCGUUGUCAUCGGUUCACUAGGCCCCGUGGCUCUUGUGGCCCUACCGCCCAUCCGACGGUAUUUGGGCGACGUGGACCCCCCCCCGAUUCCAUUGACUUAUCCAAUUCCUCCCGGCCCAAGACGGAUUCCGAAAGGCUAUGACGAUGAGUAA